Molecule: messenger RNA, 783 nt
Organism: Pestalotiopsis fici W106-1
Lineage: Eukaryota; Fungi; Ascomycota; Sordariomycetes; Amphisphaeriales; Sporocadaceae
Exons: 4
Coding region: 1-783 (260 amino acids)
Molecular function (GO): oxidoreductase activity
Source: RefSeq, a predicted model, not a curated record
AUGCCGGACUUUACUGGACUCGAGCUCACGGGCAAAGUGGCCAUUGUCACGGGUGCUUCCCGGGGAAUUGGCGCUGGAAUCGCAGUCCUUCUGGGCAAGCGAGGUGCCAAUGUCGUAGUCAAUCACGUAUCCCCAGGGACCCGUGAGCGUGCUGAAGCUGUCGCCAAAGAGAUCGAGGCAAACGGCACCAAGGCCAUUGUUUGCCAGGCUAAUGUCAGCAAGCUCGACGAGAUUCCCAAGCUGAUUGAGGCUGCUCUCAAGAUCAGCACCUCGGGCAAAAUCGAGAUAUUGAUUCACAACGCCGCUCUUGGCAAUGAAGCCAAUCUUGUAAACACAACCGAGGAACUGUACACCUCACACUUUGAUGCCAACGUCAAGGGGCCCAUCUUUUUGACCAAGGCGGCUGAGCCGCAUCUGCCCAAGGGCGGACGCAUCGUCUUCAUUUCUUCCGCCGGCGCUCGUUUGGGCGUCGCGGGUCAGACUGUAUACGCUGCUACCAAGGCCGCCGACGAGGCCUUGGUGCGAGUUUGGGCCAAGGAGCUGGGCCAGUCGCACGGAAUCACAGUCAACUGCGUCAACCCCGGACCAGUUGCCACAGAUCAAUGGUUCCAAAGCGACGAGCAAUUCCUCAAGGACAUGCAGCCGCUUAUUGACGAGACACCUGCUGCUGCGCGUGUGGCCGAGGUGGAUGAUAUUGCUCCGUUGGUUGCAUUCCUCUGUUCUGAUAAUGCAAGAUGGACUACGGGUUCGGUGCUUUCAGCCAAUGGUGGAUUAUAUAACUAG